AUGCAAAGCAAGAAAGAGAAAUGAGCUUGAACUAUCGAGAUAUCUGCUCAGAAUAGAACAGAUUUAUACAGCGGUACAACCAAUGUCUAUGAAUAACAUCGACAACACCGAUCUCACAAAGCCAGAGAAGAGAAAUGCCUUCUCUGAGCUCAUGUCCAGCAGGGGCAGGCAGCAGAGACACAUAAGGGAACACAACAAUGAAGCGAAAGAAUGCCAGUCAUACUCCUUCUCCGCCCGUGACGGACUAGGCCCGUACAUCGCUCACCCAGAAUCCCACUCUGCAAACACCGUGGUCUACUACAAUGAUGACUUCGUCGUGAUUCACGACAAAUUCCCCAAAUCCACCCUCCACCUUCUCCUACUCCCGCGAGAUACAGAAAAGACUCGACUCCAUCCAUUCGAUGCAUUCGAGGACAUUGAGUUUCUGAAUAAGGUCAAAGCGGAAGUGAAGAAACUACGUCCUCUGGCGGCCAGUGAACUCAGGAGGCAGUUUGGGAAGUACUCUGCGCAGGAGGCAAUGAGACAGGAAGCGUUAAAUGCCGAAACUCCGCCGGAUGAGUUGCCGGCUGGUAGGGAUUGGGAUAAGGAGAUCAUGUGUGGGGUUCAUGCGCAUCCGUCUAUGAAUCAUUUGCAUGUCCAUAUUAUUUCGAUGGAUAGGCAUAGUGAGCGGUUGAAGCAUAGGAAGCAUUAUAAUAGCUUCUCUACGCCGUUCUUUGUUAGAAUUGAGGAUUUCCCGCUCGCAAGGGAUGACCCUAGGAGGCAUCCCGGGAGAGAGGGUUACUUGCGGUGGGAUUUCGUAUGCUGGCGCUGUGGGAAUAAUUUCGGAAACAGAUUUUCGGAACUCAAGAGGCAUUUGGAGGAGGAGUUUGAGCAUUGGAAAAGGUUGUAA
Messenger RNA from Monascus purpureus, 889 nucleotides. The record is from the annotation of a GenBank genome assembly. Lineage: Eukaryota; Fungi; Ascomycota; Eurotiomycetes; Eurotiales; Aspergillaceae.